This is a messenger RNA of Thamnophis sirtalis, 322 nucleotides long. Lineage: Eukaryota; Metazoa; Chordata; Lepidosauria; Squamata; Natricidae. The record is from RefSeq and is a predicted model, not a curated record.
AAUAAAUUAGCCUUGCUUUCAUUUACCACUGGAGGAGAUGAGGAACUGUAUUCAAAGAGAGGACCCAGUGGUGAUAUUUGUUACCUUCUGUGGCCCAUACAGCAUGGAAUCCUGCACUUCUGUGGCUUCAGCAUCCUUUCCCCUCAGAUCUGCUUUGCCUCUGAGUAUGUGACAGAUGAGAAAAGAAAGCAAAUGCUGGUUUCCUGGGUCGAACGGCUGCAGAUCAUUUGGGAGGAGAAACCUAUUCACUGUGUGCCGAAAUGGUAUUUUGGGGACAUUUGAAAACAGAGCAGGGAGAUGAAUGCAAAAAGAUGAAAAUAUU